AUGGCCAGACCGCCGCGCACCGUCGUGGACUUGGUACGAGACUCCACGCCAUACCAUGCCGCUCACCCUCUUUUUGGCGGGCAGCUGAGCUCCAACCCUACCCAGAACCUAACGCUUCAGUCCAAGGCAGGCAGCACAACACUGUAUCACGCCUUGGUUGUCAUGAUGAAGAGCAAGGCCCUCCUCACUGUUGCUCUCUCCGGCCUCAUUGGACUCUCCCAUGCCAGCUGCGCGAACAACUGUGCUAGAGCCAUCAUUGCAUCGGCCUUCCCUACGAUACAUGGCGCACAAGACUGCUCGUCUUACUUGGCAAGCACUGUUACGCCGGCGACUGUUACCUUUACCCACACUGCGAUCGCUACACUAGUCGCCUCUGGCCCGACUACCCGUGUCACUGUCACCGAUACCACGACGGUCUCAACAGAGACAGAUGUGUCUACCACAGAGGUUGUCGUCGUGUCUACAGAAGUAGAUACUCUGACGUCCACCGAGACCGUCACUCUUUCCACGGAAACCGAUGUUGUCCCCGCAACAAUCACCGUAACGGGUGCUGCUGCGGUGCUCGAUGUUGCGCCCCGUGGUGACGGACUGACUUUCCCGACUUAUGCGUCAGCCUGCUCCUCUUUCGCGAAGUACUCUUCGGCCUGCAUCACCUGUCUCAGCGUGACGCCCGUCACAUACACCGCCGCCGCCCCGUCCACCACCGUGACGGUGACGAUCUCGACGACGUCGACUCUGCCGGCUUCCAACAUCACCGAGACCGUGACCGAAAGCGUGACGGCCACUACAUCCACAACGACCACGAAGACGUCCAAAACGACCAUCACGACAUCCACGACGGAUGUUCAGUCCUUGUUUGUGACAGCCACGACACUGGUUACCAGCACCAGCACCGCCGUGGUCACGUCGACGUCUCCCGCGGCAGCUCAAGACACAGGCUUCUGCCUCAAACUCAUCUCGACGAAUGCAGCGCUGUCCAGUCGAGUCGUGACACAACAGGCAUCAGGAGGCACCUUCUACGUCCAAGACAAAGACACCACCACGUACACCGUCGUCAAGUACGCCCUGAACGCCACCACCGGCUACCUGAACUCCAUCACCUACCCCGGCUAUAUCAUGGCCGCCUCCCUGUCGACGCUCAAAUACACGAACCUGUACGGGAAGCCGGAGACAACAGUCUUGGCAGAACCCAACUACUUCUCGCCAGUGGUCUGUUCGCUUGCUGCUACCACCACCACCACCUCGGGCUCUCCAUAUAUCCGCUGCUCGGCAUCCUGGGGAGCGACCAACUGGUCCCAGUUCCAGGACCGCAGCGCCUACGACCUGUUGUACAUCACCACGUCCGAUUUCGUCGACGCGAAUUACGACCCUGUCGAUCUCGGCAUCUUCUACGGAGACGACUGCGCUGCUGCAACCUCCGGCUGA
Phaeoacremonium minimum UCRPA7 is the source of this 1425-nucleotide messenger RNA. RefSeq lists its product as hypothetical. NCBI's taxonomy places the organism in Eukaryota, Fungi, Ascomycota, Sordariomycetes, Togniniales, Togniniaceae. Bases 1 to 1425 code for a protein of 474 amino acids. The record is from RefSeq and is a predicted model, not a curated record. The transcript has 4 exons.